Cylicocyclus nassatus is the source of this 1980-nucleotide messenger RNA. NCBI's taxonomy places the organism in Eukaryota, Metazoa, Nematoda, Chromadorea, Rhabditida, Strongylidae. The record is from the annotation of a GenBank genome assembly.
AUGGAUCGAAAAACUAUCGAGCAGCCCACAUCCGCGUUCUUCCUCGGAUACAACGGUGAGCCCAUAAGGAGGGGCAAUGUUCAGCGCCUCUUAAAGCGCUUCCUGGAUAAUUCCGGGCUGGGAACUCUGAGAAUAUCGUGCAAUACCUCGCGCCACGAUGCAGCAAGGAUCCAGUACGAGCGCUUUUUCUCUGCCUCGUAUCAGGAAUAUAGCCCUGUUGAUAAAGAUUGCGCAGUGCUGGAAGGGCACAGGCCGAGAACGCAACUACUGAAUUACAACGAUAACUAUAUCAUGGCCUGCGCUACGGCAUAUCAUAAGUUGCAAGUGUUUGCUGACGAGGAGGCACGUGAAUACGCGGAGCGUGUAGACAGAGCUUGCAGGAUGGUUCACAUAGCAGACUUGGGACUGAAUGAAACCGUAGAGGAUGACACUUCCGAAUCCUCUCCGUCAUCAAGCGAUGACGACGAUGAUGAUGAUGAGGCCUCUGCGAGAGAGAAACACCGAAGUCCCCUGGCGAAAAGGCGACGAUCGCAGCGAGAAACUUCCCCAUCCACGAAAGAUGAACCUGCCCACGAGUCCCCGGAAUACAUGGAAUGCUCCUCCGCUGGAAGUCCGAUGUCUCUCCCCGCAUUUGCUGAUGAGAGUACACAGCGUAGUAGGAGCGCAGAUGCAUCUGAGGAAGUCUGUCGCGAAAACAUUGACGACAUCAGCCGAAUACUACAGCGCUUCAAUAAGCGCACCUAUGACGGUGGACUCAGCCGGCUAGAGACGAACUAUGAAAAGAAGGAAUUUUUCCGUCGCAGAGAUGCGAAACCAGUCCAAGAUUACCCUUGGCUGGAAGUACGGGAAUUGCCCGCACCCGUCAAUGGAAGGGGCAUAUUUGCCAAAGUGGACAUCCCCAAAAGUUAUGUGGUAUGCGACUACAGGGGAAAAGAACUGCAUUGGGACGAUGCAGAUAGGAGGUUGAAUGCGCUCGGAAGCGAGGACCAAAAGAUCGUUGAGAGUUAUAUGGUCGAAUACAACUUCCACAUUCGCGCCAUUCACUUUCAUCACGCAAUCCUCGCGCACGCCCCUACAUACAAGGGCACAGUCGUCUUGGGACGACUUAUCAAUCACAGCGCCCUUCAUCCGAAUCUGGCGAUCGAAGUGACGUCGAUGCGGCAGGAGAUCCUGCAGCCGCUUGUAUAUUUUAGAACAAUUCGCAAGGUCAAGGCCGGAGAGCAGCUGCUGUGGGACUACGGGCCCAAGUUUGGAAGGAAUCUUCCUUGCAUCUGCAAUAAUUGCAGGCCAGAUGUACUCGCAGAUUCUACAGCGACUCUUCGGCCUUCGACCUAUCCUGUAAUCUCGGCUGCUAUAUGGAGCGAACUGCCGUCCCUCUCCCAACAGGUUAUUGCAGGAGGCGGUCUGCGGGCUCCGCUGUCAGUCUCGGAUGUGUUGGUAGCCGCAGCGCAUAGAGCGGGAGCGGCAGCGUUGAUUGAAGAAAGCGCCGGCACCAACGCCAUGGCGGCAUAUGAGAAGAGCCGACGAGUAGUGCUCGGCACCUCGGAAACGAUUGCCGGAGCACUCUCUAUGCCGCCUGGCGUCACCAGUCUAUACCAUCUACUGUGUGCGGCGCAUUUCGAUGCGUUUGCCCUCGGAAAUCCAACUAUUAUUACGAUAAGGAAGAAUAGGCGAGAUUUCCGUCCCCUCGUUUUGCUCUUCGGCUCAGCCUUACCGGCAGAGUCGACGAAGCGAUAUGGUAGCUGUGUCACAUAUGUGGCUACAGAAGAUAGCACGUACGCAGUGGACUACCAGCGUUCCGCGACGGCGCAGAGAGACAGCCUGGAUGUAGAAUACCGCGCAGGGACGCUGAUCUGCUUACCGGAAGUUGAGGACGAUCUUUGGGACCGUAUUCUGAAGGCUUCCAAAGACCCACGCUCGCUCACCAGGCUACUACUAUCACAGCAGAGGUAUAUUGACAACUUGUCCACAUCUCUUUGA